This is a messenger RNA of Chaetomium globosum CBS 148.51, 1776 nucleotides long. RefSeq lists its product as uncharacterized. The record is from RefSeq and is a predicted model, not a curated record. Bases 1 to 1776 code for a protein of 591 amino acids. The transcript has 2 exons. Lineage: Eukaryota; Fungi; Ascomycota; Sordariomycetes; Sordariales; Chaetomiaceae.
AUGAGCGCCAGAACUCCCAGAACUCCCACCAAUACCGGAGCCCCCGCAAACAGCGGGAACGCUGCAAAUGCCGGCAACGUUAGAAACGCCGGAAACACUGGAAAUGCCGGAACCGCCAGAACCACGACAACCCAGUUGCCUCUGUUUAGCGCCGAAAUCGAGGUUUUCAUCAAGGUCAAACCCAACGUCGAAGCUGACGUUAAAGAAAAGAAGAGCACGAACCCUUCUUCUCUGCCACCCUUUUGGCGGGAUUGGGACUUUGACCUCCACAACGACGGCGAUGGUAGAGCCGUAUCCGCACAGCAGACACGGGCUAUUAAUGCCGUCAAAGCAACCAUCGACGGGGUUUUAGGAAGAGACAACGGGUGGAAGUGCGGCAUAGACAGGUCCAUAAGGGAUGAUUGGCUCCAACUCGGCCCGCAGACCGAACCAAGAAAGUGGUGGGGAAUCGAAAUUACCACGCCACUAAUCUCGGUUUCGAAGCAGUGGCAGCCCGAGAUCAACGCGGUUUGGGAAGGACUUGGCAAGAAGUUCGACUUUUGGGCCGACAACAUGUGCGGCCUCCACGUCCACAUAUCACCCGGGCCAACCAGGGAAAACCGUUACACCCUGGACCAGAUUGUCAAAAUAGCGAAGGGGACUUAUUUCUGGGAGAUGCCGCUGGCCCACCUUGUCCCUGCGGACCGCAAGUAUAACCAAUACGCCGAACCAAACAAUACUGUCUUCGCGUCCGGUGAAUAUAUGGGCGUCCCGGGUGGCGGCUGGAGCAAAGUCUUUGCGAAAAUUGAGAGCGCUGCCACUUCUCGGGAUAACCUCCUGGACGCGCUGAAAGGCGGAAGAACAGGCUCGAGGGGCUGCACAACAAAUCUCUCAACCAACUUUGCCCCGGUCUCCGAGAAAGGAACCAUCGAGCUGCGUCGCCUGGCCAGGGCUGCCUCAGCUCUCAGCACCAUCCGUGGUAUCCUUCUGGCCGUCACGUUGCAUAUCAGCGCUCUCCGUUACGACUUCGACAGGGCCAGCAGCCGGAAGGACCACCCCGACGACGACGAACUGGUCAAGGAGCUUGCUGGCUGCAUCAAGCGGCUUCCCGAAACAUGCCACGGUACUCGCUUCGUCCACUGGCUCAAAUGGUGCCAGCAAGUCAACACUUCUGGCAACGCCUUCCAUCCCGCGCAGAUCAACACCAGAGAAGAAGCCUACCGCAAGGGACUACCCUCACCCACUCAACCGACCUACCGCCCCCGCAGCGAGGAAUGCCCUCCCGAAUUCUGCAUCCUCCCCACAUACGUCCUGGCCCCCCAAGCCCGAGCCGCCGCCGAGCUCGCAGCCCAAGGAACACGACCCCCCCCCCAAGGAAAGCCCACCGCCAGCCCCCGAGGCGGCAACAACCAGAGCACCUCCACCACCUCGCGAACCACCGCCGCCCAGGGCGCCAACAAACGCACAGGCCAGGACUCAUCCACCGCCUCCCGCUCCCCGCCAAUUCAAGCCGGACGCGGCGGCGGCGCACCAGCCAGCGGACGAGGCGGCGCCGCAACCCGAGGCAGGGGCGGGGGAGCCACGACCGGGGGCCGGGGAGGCGGCGGCCAGGGCGUGUCGACCGCGACGGCGCGCUCCCCGACGGCUAAUGCAUCGCCUUCGACGGGUGGGUCGCGCACGACGCGUCUGCCGGAACGUCCCGCCGCGGCGUCGUCUUCUUCGAGGACGGCGGCUAACGGCGCGAGUAAUGCCGCUAGUGGCCAGCGCCGUCGCCAGCAGCAGGGUGAGGGCGCUUAG